Molecule: messenger RNA, 1246 nt
Organism: Biomphalaria glabrata
Lineage: Eukaryota; Metazoa; Mollusca; Gastropoda; Planorbidae
Exons: 7
Coding region: 263-1027 (254 amino acids)
Source: RefSeq, a predicted model, not a curated record
GCAUCUUCUAUGAAUAACUAAAAUCCGUAGACACUCUCUGGGAAGAGGCUAUGGAAGUCGCUUGUGACUAAUUUCUGUAAAUGGAGCUUGCCACAGAAUGUGCCAAACUAUUCUUUAGGUUAUCUGGAGGAAUCGGGAAAACACUGUGCUAUAUAAAAGAAUGGGAUCUAAAUGCCACGUAAUGUGGAGAAAUCGGCCAUUUUUUUCUCUCUGAUCAGAACAGUCCACACAUAUAAUAUACCUCUGCAGGUUCCUGACAAGCAUGGGAAGUAUUGAUUUAAAUAAAAUUGUUGAGUUUUACUUGGAUCAUUCAUUGACAUAUUCCAAUCUCCUUCAACAAAAAGGACGACCACAAGCAUCAUUUCACAAAAUCAAUUAUAGGGUGCUGAAUGAUACUCUGGUGUGGACAAAUGAAACAGUAAAACCAUGUCAUUUAAUAGAGGGUCAACUUCCAGUACAAGAAUGGAACUCCCUUAGAGUAUCAAAUAAAACUCAUGCCUUAGAAGAUCGCAGUUGUUUAACAUUAAAUAAAGGUGUUAUUGUUGGGUAUGACAAGCCAGUAGUAAUUAGUGCUCCUGAUUACUUUGGUUUUAACAGCUUCAUACUCUGGCCAAGGCAACAGAAGACCGAAAGUAAAAAGAAUGUAAAUGCAACAUUAAAAACUGGUCAUAAAACGACUGCAUUUGAAACUCCGUCACAAGCUUUUCUUCAAGUUAAAAAGACUGUCUACGAAGGCUAUUUCAGUGCUCAGGCACGACUAAGCGGAAAUGUGAUUUUCUACAACGGCUGCAAAUACAAUAAUGACUUACCAAUAUCGCACAUUGUACAAGAAUUAAAAGAAUACAUUUCUGAGCUAGAACGUAUGAACAAUGUUUCAGGGGUAUUAAAGGCAGAAAUAGAUGAAAUUAGAGACGUUCAAAAGCUAAAGAUUGAAAGAGAUGAACAGGACCUUACUGUUUAUGCAGCCUGGGAGAUGCAAGGGAAAGCUACUAUAGCUUGGGAUUCCUUAUACGUAAAUUGGCUGUAGAACAUUUUCUAACUGAAAUGUAAAUAGUUCACAGCUAAAUACUUCUAAAGUAAAAAAUAAAAUGAUAUAAGCUUCACUAAUUUCUUGCGAAAUAUCUUUGAUUCUAUGUAUUUGAUUGUAAUAGCAUUUGCGUUAAUGUUGGCAUCUCGGAUAUUCAACAUAAUAAGAUAUAAAUCCUUUCGUUUGUUGUUUUUUGUUCUCAAUAAAUAUAUAUAAAUG